Messenger RNA from Notolabrus celidotus (New Zealand spotty), 2563 nucleotides. RefSeq names its product DEAD (Asp-Glu-Ala-Asp) box helicase 56 (gene ddx56). The transcript is spliced from 16 exons. Gene Ontology annotation, cellular component: nucleolus. Lineage: Eukaryota; Metazoa; Chordata; Actinopteri; Labriformes; Labridae. The record is from RefSeq and is a predicted model, not a curated record. Gene Ontology annotation, molecular function: RNA helicase activity; nucleic acid binding; ATP binding. The coding region runs from base 560 to 2254 and encodes 564 amino acids.
UACAGGCUGUCUUCCCCGUGCAGAGCAGCCUCUCCAGCUCGGACACCGUCAGCACCGGGGACACGCGCUCAGAGUCCUUCCUGUUCGGAGACCUGGAGCUGGACCGGGACCGGGAGAACCGGGACAUGAACGCCAUUUCAUCUGGAAAGGAGGGGAAAAAACGAGGGCGAGCCUCUCCGCGGCCAUGUUGGCUUGUUUACCCGCUGAAGGAGGAUGAGAGGAUGAGGAGGCUACUCAGCAUCCACCAGACAUCUUCACCUCCGCCCGCAGCUUCUUCACCAUCUUCUUCCUCUCAACAAGUCCCCGUGAAGACACACGACAGAACAAACAUGGCUGCCGUUCAAAGACUCGUUAAAGCUCCAGAAUGAGUCUUUAAAACAGAGGGCCGUCUCCCCCGCUUCAUGUGUGGUGCUGUGAGGCAGUCACUGAGGACUACAAUAAAAGAGAAGAACCAAGAAAACAUGUGAAUCCCAAAAACACGACGCUUGAGAGGAGGAACCUGAAGGCACCAUGACGUCAAACUCCAGCGACGCACGUGUGACUGCAGUGAGGUGCAGAGAUGGCUGCUGAGAGGCUUCAGUUUCAUGAAAUGGGCUUAGACGACCGUCUUUUAAAGGCGGUUGCAGAUCUGGGUUGGUCCCAGCCCACUCUGAUCCAGGAGAAGGCGAUCCCUCUAGCUCUGGAGGGGAAAGACCUCCUGGCUCGAGCCCGGACCGGAUCAGGGAAGACGGCUGCAUACGCUGUUCCCGUCAUCCAGCGGAUCCUGACGUCCAAACAGAGCGUCCGUGAGCAGGAUGUGCGGGCUCUGAUUCUGGUACCGACCAAAGAGCUGGGUCAGCAGGUCCAGGCGAUGAUCAGACAGCUGACGGCGUUCUGCUCGAGGGACGUUCGAGUGGCCGACAUCUCUGGGAAAGCCGAUCUGUCAGCACAGAGGCCGAUCCUGAUGGAGAAGCCUGACGUGAUCGUGGGGACGCCGUCCCGUGUGCUCGCCCACCUGAACGCCCAGAACCUGCUCCUGCACUCAUCCCUGGAGAUGCUGGUCGUGGACGAGGCCGACCUGCUCUUCUCUUUCGGCUUUGAGGCCGAUCUGAAGAACCUGCUGUGUCAUCUGCCAAAGAUCUACCAGUCCUUCCUGAUGUCAGCUACUCUCACAGAGGACGUCCAGGCCUUAAAGGAGCUGCUGCUACACAACCCAGUGAUCCUGAAGCUGCAGGGCUCCCAGCUCCCCGACAGCAACCAGCUGCAGCAGUACAGCAUCAAAUGCGAGGAGGAGGACAAGUUCCUGCUGAUCUACACGCUGCUCAGGCUGCAGCUGGUUCAGGGGAAGACGCUGGUGUUCGUGGGCGCCGUGGAGAGGAGCUACAGACUCAAACUGUUCCUGGAGCAGUUCGGGAUUCCCGCCUGUGUGCUGAACUCGGAGCUGCCUGUCCACUCCAGGUGUCACAUCAUCACUCAGUUCAAUCAGGGGUUCUACGACUACAUCAUCGCCACAGACGAGCAGAGCUUAGCCAACCCCACGGCGGCUCCACAGGCGGCCGCGGGUAAAGGGAAGAAGAAGAAGAACUCGGAGAGAGGAGGAAAGAAUAAGGACAAAGAGUUCGGAGUCUCCAGAGGGGUCGACUUCCAAAACGUGUCCAACGUCGUCAACUUUGAUUUCCCCGUGACCGUCGAGUCCUACAUCCACCGAGUCGGGAGAACGGCGAGAGCGGAUAACCUCGGCACCGCUCUGUCCUUCAUCGCUCACACCGAGCUCGGCCUGCUCUCUGAGGUGGAGGAGGCUCUGACAGGAGAGAAUUCAGAGUCUGUCCUGAAACCGUACGAGUUUAAGAUGGAGGAGAUCGAAGGCUUCAGGUACCGCUGCAGGGAUGCGAUGCGUUCAGUGACCAAGCAGGCGGUGAGGGAGGCCAGACUGAAGGAGAUCAAACAGGAGCUGCUCAACUCAGAGAAGCUGAAGACGUAUUUCGACGAUAACCCGAGAGACCUUCAGCUGCUCAGACACGACAAAGACCUCCAUCCUGCUGUCGUCAAACCUCACCUGAAGAACGUCCCAGAGUACCUCGUUCCAGAGACUCUGAGGGGAACAGUGAAUCCUCUGUCGGGUCGCAGGAAGAGGAAGAAGAUGGACAAACCACAACCAGAGGGAGUGAUGAAGAGCAGCUUCAAGAAGAACAUCAGGGGGAGGAACCCUCUGAGGAGUUUCAGAUACAGCGGGGGGAGGAGCGGGAACAGGAGAGGUAAAACAGGAAAGUCGUAGCUGCAGCAGCUCUGUGAGAGACUCUUCAGGAGGACGGUUUUCUCUCCGUUAACGACCCAAACAGGAAACUUAUGAACCGUGUGGACUCUGGAUUAAACGGGCGGUUAAAGCCAAACGGACCGAGGACUAAACUGAAUGUGAACUUUCAAUCGAGGGGAAAUGAAAGAAAGGAUGGUUUGAAACCCAAACAUUUCCUACCACAAGAGGGCGGAGCUUUGAGAAGGAAACAGUAUCCAUAAUAACUCAUUUCUGUGUGUGUUCUUGAAAUAUCUGUCUUUAUUAAAAUAAAAUAACCACCUUAAAAAACAA